AUGUUCCAACUCAAGACCUUUAUCACUCUCCUCGCUUUGGGAGGUUUCUCCGCUAUGGCUGCCCGACCACAGCAAAUGUGCCUGUCUCAGAGCACAGCGGAAUCUCUCGCCGAGAGGAUGCCUCCGUCUAUGCCUGUGCGCACAUCAACACACCAUGAAAUCAACUUCCCCUCCAACUGGGACAACAAGAUUAGUGCCAUCAAGAACAACAACAAGAAUGCCUUGAAAUGCAGAUGGUACCUGAAUCGGGACUGCCAGGGAAGCAGCUACGACGCCCAGGAGGAUCAGAAGCUCAACGAUGGAAACGGCAACUUCAAUGACUCGAUCAGCUCUUGGAAGUGUUGCCACAAGGGAGGCUGCUUCGGCAACCGUGUGGCGGGCAACAGCACUGAGAUUGAGAACAGCAACGCCGAGAUCAAGGCUCAUGUAUAA
Molecule: messenger RNA, 432 nt
Organism: Podospora pseudocomata
Lineage: Eukaryota; Fungi; Ascomycota; Sordariomycetes; Sordariales; Podosporaceae
Exons: 3
Coding region: 1-432 (143 amino acids)
Source: RefSeq, a predicted model, not a curated record